UUUCCGGCCGCGGUCGGUGCGAGCAGGAGGAAGACCGGCAAGAGGCGCGCGGGUUUAGUGGCAGCGCCCAACGAAGGGCGAUGCGCAGCCCCGGUGCUACCUGAGGUGGGGGCGAAUCUCCAUGGCGACGGCGCGGCUUUGGGAAGGUCCCUCGGCUUUCCCGUCCCCCGGUGGCGGUGGUGGUCGUGGCGGAAGCGGUCGCCGUCCUCCUGCGGCUGCAGCGGCCGCAGCCCCUCUCGGAGCUCGCGGGAUGUGAGGGCGAGGCGCUGCCGCGGAAAGGAACUUCGCCCGAGCAGCAUCACCUCUCUGAUUAAUAAUACGAAAGACAAAUGGGUUGAAAAAUGUCAUCAAGAUUCCAGUUUGGCAUCGUCUUGCUUCCAAUAUCAGCAGCAGCUUUGUACCUUGAUCAAUGUGACAGUUUGGAAAACUUUAGCAGCUGACGAAAUGAUUGAGAGUCGAGGAAAAUAUGAUUUCUAUAUUGGGCUUGUGUUGGCAAUGAGUUCCAGUCUUUUCAUUGGAGGGAGUUUCAUCCUAAAGAAAAAGGGUCUCCUUCGAUUGGCAAGAAAAGGGUCCAUGAGAGCAGGACAAGGUGGCCAUGCAUACCUUAAAGAGUGGCUAUGGUGGGCUGGACUUUUGUCAAUGGGAGCUGGUGAAGUUGCUAACUUUGCUGCAUAUGCAUUUGCACCAGCUACAUUAGUGACCCCAUUGGGAGCUCUCAGUGUUCUUGUAAGUGCCAUUCUUUCAUCAUACUUCUUAAACGAAAAACUUAAUUUACAUGGAAAAAUUGGGUGUUUAUUAAGCAUACUUGGUUCCACUGUGAUGGUCAUUCAUGCACCUCAAGAAGAGGAAGUUGAAACGUUGAGUGAAAUCUCCCACAAGUUAGGUGAUCCAGGUUUUGUAGUCUUUGCAACACUUAUUGUCAUUGUAUCCUUGAUCAUGAUCUUUGUAGUGGGACCCCGGCAUGGGCAGACCAACAUUCUCGUGUACAUAACAAUUUGCUCAGUCAUUGGAGCUUUAUCUGUAUCCUGUGUAAAAGGUUUGGGCAUUGCUAUAAAGGAACUUUUUGCAGGAAAAGCUGUGCUGAAACAUCCAUUGGCCUGGAUUCUGCUGCUAAGUCUUAUUGCUUGUGUAAGCACACAGAUUAACUAUUUGAAUAGGGCCCUGGACAUAUUCAACACUUCUGUAGUGACACCAAUCUAUUAUGUGUUCUUCACAACAUCUGUUUUAACCUGUUCUGCGAUCCUCUUCAAGGAAUGGCAACACAUGGCAGCUGAUGACAUUAUUGGUACAUUUAGUGGCUUUAUCACCAUAAUCGUGGGGAUAUUUUUAUUGCAUGCCUUUAAGGAUGUCAAUUUUUCCCUAGCAAAUUUGCCUGUGACAUUACAUAAAGAUAACAAAGGAAUAAAUGGCUGCAUGCCAAGCACAUAUGAACUGUUUAAUCACGAUGAAGAAAGUGCAACUUGCAAAAGUGACCUACACUCCCCUGAUGGAAUAUCUUCCAGGAGAAAUGGAAAUCUGUCAGCCUCCUAAAGACAACAAUUCUGUAACUUUCGUUUCAUAGUGAAAAGCCACUUUUACAGCAUUUUUCAAACAGAUAUAUUUAAAUAAUACUGUAGACAAUCAUUUUUUUAGGUUUGGCUAACUUGGUCAAAGAGCAGUGGUGGAUUUUUAUUUGCCUUACUCUUAAUUUAAAAAUACUAAAGAACCUCACUCUGUUAUUUGCUUAACUUAGUAUGAAUAUGUAAAUAUUCUGUUUUGGUUUAAGACUUCUUGCACUAAUGACAAUUUUAACAAAUAAAAUGCUUUAUUUCUGAUGAAUUAUAUUGGUCUUGCACACCUACAAAUCUUUUAUGGUAAUUUGAUGGAUUAUGCAGUGACUUGUUUUUAUUAUAAAACACUGCUACUCAUCCAUAAACAAUCUAUGUUUCGACAAUUUAUGAUCAGAUGUCUAGGAGAUUUGCAAUUGCAACCAAUGUGUUUUUAUUUAAUCAAUGAAGCAGACAUUCCUGAGGAACAAGACUUAAGUGAUAUUAGCUCACAAAGGUCAUUACGUAGAAAAAUGCUAUUUUAAGAAAAUACCUGGGUGUAAACCAUGUUUGUAUAUGUUCGCACAUACCCAAAACACAUACAAGUACUUACUGGUUUCAAGUGUUUAAAGUGCUUCAUGUUAAGAUUACUGCUGGAUAAUGCAUAACAAUUGGCAAAAUUAUUCAUUCCAUUAUUGAAAGUGGGAUGAAAGAAUAAACUUGCCUUUUUUCCCCUUUCCAGUCUUUCUAGUGUAACAACUAUUACCUGCAUGGUUUGACUCUCUGUUCUUCUGGAACACCAAAGGCAAUAAAAAAUGCAUGUACCUUUCUACUCCAUCUAAAGCAGAGACAAAUCAACAGGCAGAAGGCAGGCUUAGUUGUGUUUGCAAAAUGGAGGAAUGCCUGUAGAUUAUGUUUCAGCCUCUCUAUAUGGAAGAAAAGUUGAGAAAGCUGACCUUCAAAAUUGGGAAGGUGGAAACUAAUUGAGACUGAGCUGGGAAAAGCUUAAAAGAGAAUAAAUUAAAUAAAAUGCAAUAGGAGGAGAGCAUCAAAUGCCAAUUGUUUAAUCUACCUUCAUCAUUUUGGCAGUUGAUUGCAUUCAGAGUUAGAAAAGAAGUCUCAAAUGUUUGUAAGAACAAAAAUGCAAUGAAAUUAGAUGUUUCAGUUAAUGGCUGAAGGCAUCUGUUGUGGGAAAUAGUGUGGAUUAUUGUAGCAGUUUUUAAGUGUUCUGCAAUAUAGCUUAAUCAUAUACCAAUCAAGAACUCUGUUGGUAAGUGACAAAGUAAUUGGAUGUGAUGGCAGUUGUGGCAGUUCCAGUUGCCGUCAUUAUGCAAGUCCCACCCAGUUGCAAUGCCCCCCAGUCGCAUAAAAGCCAUUUGCAGGGCUCACCGUCUCCUGCUUGCUUCUCCACUGACUUUGCUUGUUAAAAGUAAACAGUGAAGGCUGUGAACAUCUGACUGUAGGAAGCUGUAAAGGCCACAGUCAUGAUACCUGUAGGUUCUUGUUCAGCACCAUAACUAGGGAAGGUUGCCAAAUAAGUAAACAUUAAAUCAGAAUAUAAUCUUUUAAAGCAGGGAUAGGCAAACUUUUAACUGGAAGUGCUGCAGUGAGCAGAGAUAUAUUAUUAAAAUGAAUAGGAUAAUGACUUCCCAUUUUUCUUUAUUUCUGGAAAUUAUCCCAACAAGUUAGCCUAUUUUAACACUUAGAAAAGAAAUGUAUGACAGAGUUCCAUAACAUUACAGUAGGAUUAAAUAGUUCAAAAUUUAUCACAUUGUGUUAACCAAGCUAAAUACUUUGUGAACUUAGCCUAUCGGUUUUCUACUUCAAAUUAGAAAGAAACUCUUAUGGCUGUGGGUUGAUCAUAUCUGCUCUUAGGUCUGAUAAUCUAUAAUUUUAGAAUAGUUUGCAUUGUGUUAGAAACUUUAAUAUUACUGCCUAUGUUAUAAAUAUAAUUACGCUACCUAGAAAAUUGGAUACAGAGAUAAUCUCUCUUGCAAACAUGUCUUGACUUUAUACAUAAUUGAAACAGUGAUUCUUAGACCAGAAAAGCCAAACAAUACUUUAAAAUUACAGUAACAUUUAAUUCAGAAUUUUGACAGAACUAUUGAAUCAUGACUCAUUAAAGUAUACUUCUCAAACAGUUAAAUGUUUGAAGAUAAUUUUUCUAAAACUAAAUAACCCUUGAAAAAGGUAUAAAUCUAAGCUAGUAAAUGUAAGCUGUGUUCCCUAUAUACUAUUCCACAAUAAUUUCACCUUCAACUUCAUUUGCUUCC
This is a messenger RNA of Thamnophis elegans (Western terrestrial garter snake), 3799 nucleotides long. RefSeq names its product NIPA magnesium transporter 2 (gene NIPA2). Lineage: Eukaryota; Metazoa; Chordata; Lepidosauria; Squamata; Natricidae. The record is from RefSeq and is a predicted model, not a curated record. Gene Ontology annotation, biological process: magnesium ion transport. Gene Ontology annotation, cellular component: membrane. The transcript is spliced from 7 exons. The coding region runs from base 445 to 1530 and encodes 361 amino acids. Gene Ontology annotation, molecular function: magnesium ion transmembrane transporter activity.